Molecule: messenger RNA, 1991 nt
Organism: Megalops cyprinoides (Indo-Pacific tarpon)
Lineage: Eukaryota; Metazoa; Chordata; Actinopteri; Elopiformes; Megalopidae
Product: fatty acyl-CoA reductase 1-like
Exons: 12
Coding region: 155-1711 (518 amino acids)
Biological process (GO): long-chain fatty-acyl-CoA metabolic process
Cellular component (GO): peroxisome
Molecular function (GO): alcohol-forming very long-chain fatty acyl-CoA reductase (NADP+) activity
Source: RefSeq, a predicted model, not a curated record
UCGUACCCUGUGUUCAGCAGCAGCUGCGCUUCUUACUCACCGAGGCAGUGUACAGCGGUAAAGUGUAUGCACAGUCUUUGACAAAGGCAAGCAGACGAGGUCUAACUACAGCCGAAUACUUCAGGGUCAUCUGAGCACGGACAGAGCUGGCAGCAUGGUCACCAUUCCAGAGUACUACGAAGGGAAGAAUGUGCUCAUCACUGGAGCCACGGGCUUCAUGGGAAAGGUGCUCCUGGAGAAGCUGCUGCGCUCUUGUCCUGCUGUGAAGGCCACCUACGUGCUUGUCAGGCACAAAGCAGGCCAAGCCCCAAACGCACGCAUCGCAGACAUGAUCAGCUGCAAGCUCUUUGACAAGUUGAGAGAGGAGCAGCCCAACUUUGCAGAGAAGAUAGUGCCUGUGAGCAGUGAUCUAACUCAACCAGAGCUGGACCUGAGUGGAGAAGACCAGCAGACUCUGAUUGACUGCAUUAAUAUCGUGUUCCACUGUGCGGCCACUAUCCGAUUCAACGAGCCUCUUAAAGACGCGGUGCAGCUGAACGUUUUGGCCACACAGAAGAUGGUGGUCCUGGCACACAGGAUGAAGCAGCUGGAGGUGUUCAUCCAUGUGUCCACAGCCUACGCCAACUGCGACCACUCGCUCAUUGAGGAAGUGGUGUACCCGCCACCCGUUGACUACAAGAAGCUGAUCGACACACUCGAUUGGAUGGAUGACAAGCUGGUCAGUUUAAUUACACCGAAGCUGAUCGGCGACAGGCCUAACACCUACACAUACACCAAGGCCCUGGCAGAGUCCCUGGUCCAACAGGAGUGUGGGAACCUGAACGUGGCCAUCAUAAGGCCAUCUAUAGUGGGCGCAAGCUGGAAAGAGCCCUUUCCUGGUUGGAUCGAUAAUUUCAAUGGACCAAGUGGGAUAUUCAUUGCUGCAGGAAAGGGGAUCCUGCGCACAAUGAGGGCCUCCAACAGCGCUGUGGCUGACCUGGUCCCAGUUGACGUGGUGAUCAACACCACACUGGCAGCAGCCUGGUACUCGGGCUCCCAGAGAUACACCAGGCCAAAGACUGUGUUGGUGUACAACUGCACGACUGGUGGCAUCAAUCCCUUUCACUGGGGCGAAGUUGAGUAUUGUAUAAACAUGACCUUCAAGACGAACCCCUUAGAGCAAGCUUUAAGGCGCCCGAAUGUAAACCUGCGGUCCAACCCCUUUACCAAUCAGUAUUGGACCACAGUGAGUCACACACUGCCAGCGCUGCUGUAUGACGGGUAUCUCAGACUGACGGGUCAGAAGCCCUGGAUGAUGAAAACCAUCACGCGGCUGCACAAGGCCAUGAUGGUGCUGGAGUACUUUACCAGCCACUCCUGGGUGUGGAACACAGACAACGUGGCCAUGCUCAUGAGCCAGAUGAGCCCAGAGGACAAGAAGGUGUUUAACUUUGAUGUGCGGCAGCUGCACUGGGCAGAGUACAUGGAGAAUUACUGCAUGGGUACAAAGAAAUACGUGCUGAAUGAGGAACUGUCAGGUCUGCCAGCUGCCCGCAAACACCUGAAUAAGUUGAGGAACAUCCGCUACACUUUCAACACCAUCCUGAUGGUGCUCAUCUGGAGGGUGUUCAUCGCCAGAUCUCAGAUGGCCCGGAACAUCUGGUAUUUUGUCGUCAGCCUGUGCUUCAAGUUCCUGUCCUACUUCCGUGCGUCCAGCACACUGAGGCACUGAGUCCUUCAGCUGUACGUGGCCACCCUGUGUCCCUCUCCCCCCUCCACCUGUGAGAGCUAUGCAUUUUACACCACACUCGCGGAAGCUUGGUCACUGGAGCUGCCGCCCUGUUUGACAUACUGCCGACGUGAAACCUCUCACCACACAUUCUCUGUCGCUGCGCAAGUGAGCAUGCUCGACUCCUCUGGUGAUCGGCGUAACAAACUUGAUUGUGACGAUGCUUGUUAAGGUCUUGUGACAGUUUUGACUCUGCACAGUGAGCCACCACUGCACUGCAAAA